AUGUCGGAUUUGGACUCCAUAAUUAUGGCGGAAGAAAAUAUCGGUUUCUUGUUAUGGACAGAUUUGGAGAUGAUCUUCAAUCAAAGAUCAUGUCCUGCAAGAAUUAUAAACUCGCUAUCAAUGAGACAUUUAAAAAACCCAAAAAAGUUUAUAAAAACGUGUUUUUCUACUUCUAAACCACCACCUGGACUUUUGGGAUUUGUUGAGCAGGUUGCUGCUCUUGAAUAUGACGAAAAACCAAAUUAUGAGGCAUUGAGGGGUUUAUUGGCCUCAAAUGUAAAGAUUGGCAAAAAGCAGAAAGUGGAGCCGUUAUAUUCAACUUCGAAGCGAAUUCGAAUUGAUAGUGACAGUGGGACGGAUAAAAAAGCAGACAGCCAAUCUAUGACGACUGCAGAGUAUUUUGAUCUCCAUCCGUCUGCGGAUAUUCAAAGAGGCACUAAAAUUGUUUAUCCUACGGGUAAUAGAACUAGUGUCCAAAUUCAAGUUAAUAUGGACUCAAUUAAAUAAUUUUUUGAUUUUAUUAUUUUUUUGAUUUUUAAUUCUAC
Messenger RNA from Octopus sinensis (East Asian common octopus), 545 nucleotides. RefSeq lists its product as uncharacterized. Lineage: Eukaryota; Metazoa; Mollusca; Cephalopoda; Octopoda; Octopodidae. The record is from RefSeq and is a predicted model, not a curated record. The coding region runs from base 1 to 507 and encodes 168 amino acids. The transcript is spliced from 4 exons.